Molecule: messenger RNA, 318 nt
Organism: Plenodomus lingam JN3
Lineage: Eukaryota; Fungi; Ascomycota; Dothideomycetes; Pleosporales; Leptosphaeriaceae
Source: RefSeq, a predicted model, not a curated record
AUGCAACACACCCUCUUCAAACCAAACACACACAACUCCCACAGCCCAACCCACGGCCCAAAAUCCCACAAACUUCAACUUGCCUCCCUCCUAACCAGCAUCCUCCACCACAUCCUCGCCCCAACCGACUACCUCCCAUGCACCACCUCCGCCCUCUCCACCCGCCACUCCCACCCAGCCUACAACCCGCCGCCCGAACAAAAGCACACUGUGCUCGUCGACGACGAAUUUGUCCUUGUUGAUGAGGAGAGGGGGCUGGAUGGGGGGCCGAUUUGCCGCGAGGGUGUUAUUGCGGGGUGGUGGGGUAGGGAGGGGUAG